This is a messenger RNA of Camellia sinensis, 551 nucleotides long. Lineage: Eukaryota; Viridiplantae; Streptophyta; Magnoliopsida; Ericales; Theaceae. The record is from RefSeq and is a predicted model, not a curated record.
CACGAAAUUGAAAAUAGUUCAGACCUGAGAGAGUCAGAGAGAGAGAUCUUCUGCUACGCGGCUACCCUUGCCGACCCCGAGAUCUCCACGCCGGUUUUGCGUUCUGUGCCCUGGAAUAUGCUUCCGCUUUCUCUACUCAAGACCGCUCAAGGUCACCCUAUGUUGAACCAGUGACUUGUUCGCCUGGUUACUUUUUUGGUUCGCUCACCAAUCUGAUUUCCAAAACAUUGAGCUAGACGAAGGUGAGGAUGAUGGACGUAGUCAUCAUGUCCCUUUUGCCUUGGGCUGGACAGUUGGUGGAGCUGAAAAAUGGGGAGACAUAUAAUGGGCAUUUGGUUAACUGUGAUACUUGGAUGAAUAUACAUCUCCGUGAAGUCAUCUGUACAUCUAAGGAUGGAGAUCGAUUUUGGCGAAUGCCUGAAUGCUAUAUACGCGGAAAUACAAUCAAGUAUCUUCGAGUUCCUGAUGAGGUUAUUGAUAAAGUUCAAGAGGAAAAAAAGAAAGAAGAAAAACGAAUUCAGAAUGGGAUUUUUAAUUACACAGAGAUUUAG